This is a messenger RNA of Dermacentor albipictus, 1545 nucleotides long. It is a transcript of the gene Ass, whose product is annotated as argininosuccinate synthase. Gene Ontology annotation, biological process: urea cycle; L-arginine biosynthetic process. NCBI's taxonomy places the organism in Eukaryota, Metazoa, Arthropoda, Arachnida, Ixodida, Ixodidae. Gene Ontology annotation, cellular component: cytoplasm. Gene Ontology annotation, molecular function: ATP binding; argininosuccinate synthase activity. The record is from RefSeq and is a predicted model, not a curated record.
CUUGAAAGCUGUGACGUAAGGACUGCAUUGGAAAUAGCGGCUGAUGCGCGAUAAUUGACCUUCUUUUUUCGCCGCGAGCUUAGCGACGCUGUCAGAGCACUGCCGCUGCCAGCUGGCGUUCCCGUUUUCAGGCUACGUGCUCAUUUCGAAUUCGAAGCCAGAAGCUCAGCCUGCUGCGCUAUGUCGAAGCCGACGGUCGUGCUCGCCUACAGCGGCGGCCUGGACACCUCGUGCAUCCUAGCCUGGCUCAUCGAACAAGGAUACGACGUGGUCGCAUUCAUGGCCAACCUUGGGCAAGACGAAGACUUCGCUGCGGCUGAAAAGAAGGCGAAACGCAUCGGAGCCAAGAAGGUAAUUGUGGAGGACCUCCGGCGCGAGUUCGUGGAGCACUUCGUGUUUCCAGCCCUGAGCGCGGGCGCUGUCUACGAGGAGCGCUACCUGCUAGGCACGGCGCUAGCCAGGCCCUGCAUCGGCCGGGCGCUGGCCGAGGUGGCCGCACGGGAAGGCGCCGCCUUCGUGUCGCACGGCGCCACGGGCAAGGGCAACGACCAGAUACGCUUCGAGCUCGCCUGCAGCGCACUGCUACCCAGCGUGCAGACCAUCGCUCCAUGGAGGAUACCCGAGUUCUACAACAAGUUCCAAGGCCGCCAAGACCUCUUUCAAUAUGCCAAGGAACGUGGGAUUGAGGUUCCGGUGACGCCGGCGGCACCCUGGAGUAUGGACGCCAACCUCAUGCACGUAAGCUACGAAUCCGGAAUUCUGGAGAACCCUGAAUCGCCGGCACCUGAGGACAUCUACACGAUGACGUGUGAUCCCAGGAAGGCACCCGAGGAAUCCGUGACACUGGAAAUUGAAUUUACAUGCGGAAAACCUACUAAGGUCACCAAUAUCUCCAACGGCACUAAGAAGACAGACUCACUCGAGUUGUUCCUGUACUUGAACGAAAUUGGGGGCCACCAUGGCGUUGGGCGUAUUGACAUCGUUGAGAACCGGGUAAUCGGAAUGAAAUCUCGUGGUGUGUACGAGACGCCUGCCGGAACAGUCCUCCGAGCGGCUCAUCUGGACCUCGAGAUAUUCACUAUGGACAAGGAAGUGCGAAGAAUAAAGCAGGGUCUGUCGUUGGAAUUCUCCCGUCAGGUGUACGGAGGAUUGUGGUACAGCCCCGAAGCAGAAUUUACUAGGCGCUGCAUAGAGUCGUCGCAGAGCUGCGUGACCGGCGCGGUGCGCCUGGACCUCUACAAGGGCCAGAUAUACAUCAAGGGCCGCCGGGCGCCCAACUCACUCUACAACCAGGAGCUGGUUAGCAUGGACGUCCAGGGAGAUUAUACGCCUUCCGACGCUGGCGGAUUCAUCAAAAUCCAAGCGCUGAGACUACGAGAAUGGCAUCGUGUCAAGAAUGCACUAAAGUAGAGAUCGACAGGCGUCGAUAAUAUGCUCGUCCACAAACGACGACUUUGAGUUCUAAUCACGCUAUAAUGGCGGACUGUACUACGAAAUGGGUUGGAUAUUUGUUAGCUGCAAAAAAUAAAAAGGGAAAAAAUAGAA